UUUGAACGGUGUAGAUGUAAAUUAUUUCUGAUGCACUUCCUCCGUAGAUCAGUUUCGGUGUUUCAUGCAUUUGUAGGCCGAAACCUUUUGAGCAGGCACCACUGUCGGAGCACUAUAACCCAGCUAGACAAGAUGAGGAUCCGCCUGGAACCAGCCCUAAAGGAUAACUACAUGUACCUGUUGAUUGAUGAAACAACAGGACAGUGUGCUGCAGUUGAUCCUGUUGAACCAGAAAAGGUUCCGUCACAAGCAGUCUUAAGUAAAAUAAUAAGAAAGAUGAAACAAUAUUCUUGUAUAAAAAUAUGUUCUGAGGGGAGUAACCAACUAAUAAGGAAGGAAAAUGGUUUAAGCCUUACCAUGCUAAUUUUCUAUAAUGAACUUGUCCAUCUUUCAGUUUGGACAGUACCAUUAACUGCUAAAAGGGGCCCAAACCCUGAGAAAACCAACAUUGUGCCAAAUUUUGGUUUGGCAUGGACCCCAUUUCUGUUCGACCUUAAAGGUAUAUGUGUCUUUCAUAUUUCAUUUUUUUUGCUUUAUCAACAUUCUCUUGUUUUAUAUUUGAAACAGAAACAGAGGGAGAAUGAUUUACCAACAAUUCCUUCAACAAUAGGUGAAGAAAAGAAAAUUAAUCCUUUUAUGAGAGUUAGAUGUACAAGUGUUCAGAAACAUGCAAGCUCCACAGAUCCUAUUGAAGUGAUGGGUUUCUUGAGAAAGGAAAAAGACGAUUUUAAACCGAAAUGAUUUUUUUUGAAGAUGUUUGUUUAAUUAUUUUAUUACUUUGUAUACAAAUGUUAAUAAAUUAUAUAUUGAUGUAAACAGAUUCCUUGAGUGCUAAUGUGUAUCCUUUAGCUUUUAAAGUAGCUUAAUCUUGAUUCUAAUUUGAUCGACCAGCAAAUAAGCUAUAUACAUGUAGAGGAAAAUCUAUCUCGGGUUAUUCUGCAAUAACCUACACGAAUGCAAUGAUGUCAUGUGAUCUAGGUACGUAGCACCGUCGUAAAAAGUAGUUGCCAUUUUCUCUAACACUGUUGAUAUAAGUAUGUCAUGUUAGAAUCGAAAUAACAAGUUCCCAAGUGUGAUUUAUUGUAAAAUAACUCGAGUUUUUCGUUCUUAUGCAAAACAAUAUAUCACUCGGGCCUACGACCUUCGUGAAAUAUUCUUAUGUAUAAGAACUCAAAACAUUGAUUAUUCUACAAUAAACCACACUUUGGAACUUAUUAUUUCUUAAUUAAAGAUACACCAAAUGUUGUUUUAAAAAAGUCUUUAAUUUGUAACAGUGAGUUCAUAUCUGUUACCGGUAGCUAUAUUAUAAUUGCAGCAUUUUUAUACAGAAGUAAAGUUAACUAUUUCAUUGUUUAUUAGCUGUUUCAAUGCUUGCAAAAAGAAUCUCCAAGAUAUAAUUGUUGCCAUUUGAUUCACUCAUUCGGCGUUGGUGUUGGCUAAGAUUUUUGUUAAGUUUUUUUUUCUUGAAAACUAAAAACUAUUGCUUUGAAACUUUGUACACUACUUUAUCAUCCUUAGGUGUGUAAGUAGGCCAAGAUCAAUAUUUUUGUCAAAAAGUUGGACAUUUUCUGUGCGUAGAAAAUUGAAAUUUCUUGAUUAAAAGUUUUGUUAAAAGUUCUCUUAUCUUGAAUAAAACGGUAACUUUAAAGCUGUG
This is a messenger RNA of Mercenaria mercenaria, 1654 nucleotides long. RefSeq names its product hydroxyacylglutathione hydrolase, mitochondrial-like. Gene Ontology annotation, molecular function: hydroxyacylglutathione hydrolase activity. NCBI's taxonomy places the organism in Eukaryota, Metazoa, Mollusca, Bivalvia, Venerida, Veneridae. The transcript is spliced from 5 exons. Bases 31 to 741 code for a protein of 236 amino acids. The record is from RefSeq and is a predicted model, not a curated record.